CCCUGCAGGAUGCCAAGCCAAGAAGGUCCAGGUGUCUAUGGUAGCCGAGAUGGAGGUGGUUAUGGGCCAGCAGGUACCCAUCCUCUGCCCUUACACACCGAUGGAAGAGCAGGAUUACCUCCUGGUGGAAUGGUUUACGAUGGACAGGAAUGGCGGGCAGCAGCGUGUGGCCUACAAUGUGAAGGGUACGGUAGGCGUGGACCGAGGGACGGAGUACACGGACCGUGUCCACAUGGAUUCCAACAACAGCCUGGUCAUUACUUCCAUCGAUGUGAGCGAUGAAAAAUUAUUCUCUUGCCAAGUGACCAGCAAUUCUGGGAGUGACACUGGAAGGACCCAACUCAAGGUCUUCGAUCCACCCGAACCCCCUGAGCUUAAGCCGAACUCCGGGACUCUCUCUGUGACCGCUGAUCUUGCUUUGGAGAUUGCCCAGUGCACGGGCAAAAAUGGCUACCCAGCGCCAACCAUCAGCUGGUACAAAGAUGGGCAGUUUCUGAAUAUUACCACCGAACACAACAAAGAACUCUACGAGGUGGUGAGGACGGUGAAAGAAGCCUCAGGACUAUAUUCCAGGUCCAGCAUACUCUACAUGCGCCCCAAAAAGGCAGAUAAGAACUCCAUUUUCCAGUGCAAAGUCAGCUACAAGAUGCCGAAAGGGAAAGUCGGCAUGGAGGAAUCGGAACCUUUCAAUCUCACUUUGCAUUCCUUAUCUGCUUCUUCUUCUCCUCCUUCCCAGGGUUCAGAUAACCUGUUGGACCUGCCCACUACCACCGAUGGUAUCCUUCUGCUUCCACACGUGACCAAGGCUGACAGUGGGACCUACCGCUGUCAGGUACUGGACUUCUAUAGUCCUUCCGAGGUAGAACUGGAGAAGGACGUCAACAUCUUCAUCCAUUAUCUGGACCCUGUGGUCCUCCACCCAACCAAGGUAGUGAAAGUCAACCGAAGUGAAGACCUUCAGUUGAACUGUUCUGGCAGUGGCUCCAACUUACCCACCUUGUCCUGGAAGAAGGGAAGGCAGCAGAUGGGCAGCGGCAGGACUCUGUCGCUGGAACGGCUGACAUACCCCAUGGCGGGCACGUACAUCUGUGAGGCUUCCGUGCCCAGCAUCUCCGGACUGAAGCGGAACGAGUCAGUCCAAGUUAUAGUAGAAGGAAAGCCAGAGGUAGACAUUCAACAAACCAUCCUCCAAGACCAUGACCAGACGGUGAAGUUCACCUGUACCGUUUUAGGCCAUCCUCCUCCAGAGAUCAGGUGGAACAUACCUGGUGGGGAGGCUCCCGUAAAACACUCGGCAAAUAAAUAUAUUUCUGAAUUGUUAGUGGAACUAACCCCCAAGCUAAUCCAAAGUGGGGUUCAGUGCACAGCGGAGAAUAAAUACGGCUCAACCAGAAAGAACUUUAAGCUGAAAAUGGUAACUCCAACGCCCUCGGUCUCUUCGAAGCCAGCUCUGGAGGAGGAACAGGGUCAAACCGGAAGCACGGUGGCGGUGAUUGCGGUGUGCGUGUGCGUCCUUCUCCUGCUCCUGAUCGUCGGCUUCUUCUACUUCAUGCAACGCCGGGGCCAGCUGCCCUGCAGCCGGGGAGAGAAAAGAUCGCUGUGAGUGAGAGUCGGUGG
Notechis scutatus (mainland tiger snake) is the source of this 1617-nucleotide messenger RNA. The record is from RefSeq and is a predicted model, not a curated record. Lineage: Eukaryota; Metazoa; Chordata; Lepidosauria; Squamata; Elapidae.